AUGGCAACAAUCACCACCCCUCCAGCCCCCCCACCAACAACAAACGGCACCCCCACCCCCGACACCCUCUUCUCCCCCACCCUAAUCUCCCCCACCGUCCUCGCCGCCCUGCCCGAAGGCUACACCAUGCGGCCGCUGCAACGCUCCGACUUCCACCACGGCUUCCUCGACGUGCUGCGCGUGCUGACGGUCGUGGGCGAGGUGACGCAAGAGGAGUUUGACGAGCGCUUCGACCAGAUGAAGGCCGGGGCGGGCGGGUAUCAUAUUCUGGUCAUUUUGGAUGGGGAGGAUAAGAUUGUGGGAACGGGGGCGUUGAUUGUGGAGCGGAAGUUCAUACAUCACCUUGGACUUGUUGGGCAUAUUGAGGAUAUUGCUGUUGCAAAGGAUCAGCAGGGCAAGAAGCUUGGGUUGAGGAUUAUUCAGGCUCUGGAUUAUGUCGCGGAGAAGGUGGGAUGCUACAAGACGAUUCUGGACUGCUCCGAGGCGAAUGAGGGCUUCUAUGUCAAGUGUGGGUUCAAGAGGGCGGGGCUGGAGAUGGCGCAUUACUACGGACAAAUACCUUGA
Molecule: messenger RNA, 564 nt
Organism: Neohortaea acidophila
Lineage: Eukaryota; Fungi; Ascomycota; Dothideomycetes; Mycosphaerellales; Teratosphaeriaceae
Product: acyl-CoA N-acyltransferase
Exons: 2
Coding region: 1-564 (187 amino acids)
Biological process (GO): UDP-N-acetylglucosamine biosynthetic process
Cellular component (GO): endoplasmic reticulum; Golgi apparatus; endoplasmic reticulum-Golgi intermediate compartment
Molecular function (GO): glucosamine 6-phosphate N-acetyltransferase activity; monosaccharide binding
Source: RefSeq, a predicted model, not a curated record